GUAUAAAGAACAAAUAACUGUUAUGUCUGGAAGCUUGAUAAGUCAUUUUAUGUGUGAAUAUUUGAAAAUUAUGACAACAACCUUGUUAGUAUUUAUACAAAAGAAAUGGGUGAUCAGGAAGUAUCUUGUUUACUGCCACUUAGACUUAUAAAACUGUAAUUGUAAUGUACUAUACAGGUUAUUUUUGUUACUAUGGUAUUUUAAUUUCUAUUUGUAAAAAAACAUGUUCUUAUAAAAAUAUGUGAAAUGAUUUUUUUUUCUAGAAAGAUGUUAACUUCGUAGUUUAGGUUGAAAGCCUAGUAAUAAUUUUAUCUUUUAUAAUAUCAAAUCUUUGAGGACUGAAACUAUGGUGACUAGUUUGCAUACUCACUUUUUUUUUAACCUGUAAAUAUUUUAACUGGCCAAUAGAAUAUUUAUUUCACUGAAAUCCAGCAUUGAUUAUUAAUAAGAUUAAGAGCAUCAGACCUUGCUGAAAAUAAGUAGUUAAAAAAACUAACUAGGUAUAAACUAUCUUUACCAUUAUAUUCUUCAACAGCUGUGCCUUUAUCAAUCUCUACCUUCAAAAAUGAUAUAACUCCUUAAUCACCUGGACACAUAGAGUGCUCAUUACAGCUGGUUUCUAAAAGAAAGUUCAAAAUUCUUCUGCAUAUAUUUCCUUUCCUCAUCCAAAUCAAUAUAAAUGAAAUUAGCUUGUCUGCAUUUGAGGUUUAUUAAUUCAGCAAUUUUCCCUAACAAUCAAUAAUACUAAAGUUUGUGUUUGUAUCUAUGUAUGUACUAUUCUCUCUUAUUUGCGUUUUUUCCUUAACCAUGAGAGAUAGGGACUCUGAGGAAUCAAUGUCCUUGUUUUUUUUAGUUGUUGUUGUUUUUCCUUUUGAAUUUUCUUUUCUUUUUCUCAUUUUCCUUCCUUUCCUUUCUCUUUUCUUCCUUUUCCUUCUGGCUUCCUCUCCUCUCCACCCAUCUUCUCUCCUCCCUUCUUUUCUUUUUCUUUUCCUCUCUUCUCCCUUUUCCCCUUCCUUUCUUUUCAUUUUCUUUUUUAUUCAUUAUUUUCUAGGAUGGGCUCUGUGUUUAUUUGCAAUGGCUUUCCAAGAAAACUCUGGAGUAAGUCUGGGAAGCCUCAGAGGUUAGCCUUCCAGUACGCUUUCACUAGAAGAUAUCUUUCUGAAGAUUUCUUAAGAAUGCUAUCCCCACUUAACACAUUGCUAUCCGUAUUGCUUGUGUAUAUUGAUUUCUUAAAUAUAAUUUCUUUGCUUCCUUAUUUGAUUCUUUUCUUUCAUUUUCUACUCUUUAGGUGUCCAUCUGAUGCAUGGGCACAAUUUUUUCCUUUUUCCUGCUUAACUUUUAUCAGUAUACAUACCAUGACAGGUAGAUAUUACUACACAUGUACAACAAUGUACAGUUUUAUCCUGUGUCUAAAAAUAGGUGUUUGUGAGUUAUAGGUAUGUAAGAUUCUAAGUGAUACAGUUAUCACCAAAUUGACAAAGAUCCAGAUGAUUUGUUUUGAUGGAAUAUCCAUAGUGAAACAUUCAAGAACAAUAAUAAAAGCUAUUGUUUAUUGAUUCUUUAUCAGGUUCCAGGGAGUGUUCUAUGGACUUUACAUGCAAAAACACACACAAAAUUUAAGAGGUACUAUUCAGUAUCCUGGAAACCCAGGCAACAUAGUGGUUAAGUGCUAUGGCUGCUAAUCAAAGUGUCAGCAGUUCGAAUCCACCAGGCGCUCCUUGGGACUUCUAUGGGGCAGUUCUACUCCGUCCUGUAGGGUCUCUAUGAGUCGGAAUCGGCUCUACAGCACUGUGUUUGGUUUUGGGUUUAUUUAGUAUCUGCAUUUUACAAAUUUGAAACUGAAGCACAAAGAGGUUUAAUAAGUUGCCCAAGUUGACUUAGAUGGUAAGUGGUGAAGGUGGAAUUCCUACACAGACAGUGUUGUUCCGGAGUACACAUUAUUCAUCACUGCUACUCUCUCUCUCCAAGGAAGUCCUGGGCCUUAGCUUUUCCAGCUAAGACUCUGCAGAUGAUGCAUUAGCUUGCAGGCUUUUCAGUAAGAGAGAACAAAGGAAAACUUUGAUCUCAUCAAUGCUCCUAACUGUAUCAAGUCAAAUCAAUAGGUACAUACUGAAUGAGAGACCUUCACCAUUAUUUGGUCACUGUAAUGAUCAAGUCUCAAUACUAACUAGCAUUUUUAAAGUAACAGUGAUGAGCUUGGAGACUGUUGUUUAAUUAUGUAAAUAGAAAUAUCCAGGAGAAUAACAUAAGGUGGGGUUUCACUGAUAGUAUCACAGACAGUUGGACUGGGAAGGAUUAUGAAGUCAUCUAAUUUAAUUAUUUUAUUUUCCAAUGAAUAAAUUGAGACAGGCUUGUGACUAAAUUUAGAAAAUUACUAAAACUCAUACUUUCUUACACUGAGUUUGAAUAUAUCCUUUGAGUAUGCUCCUUUUUGGAAUCUAGACAUUGAAGUUCUAAUUUUGACCACUCUCAGUGCCGAAAAAGGAUUAUAUAUAAAACCCUCUUCCAUUGUCUUCUACCUCUCCUUAUAGUGUCAAUUUUCUCCCCCAUCACUACCCAGCUCACCCCCAACUGAUUUGAAAAAUACUAGCUGCUAAUGUAGUAAUUGGUAAUUGUUAUGUGUCACUUAGCUUCAGUUCAAAAAUGUUUGCUGAAAAUGUAGAUCGUAUUAUAAGGGUACUUAACACACAUAGAACAACUCUAAGUACUGGCUGUAUGUCAAUAGAGUAUAAAAGUGUGUUAAGAGUUCCGGGAAAAGCAAAGAGGAAAUGGAAAGCAUUGGUGGAUCCUUAAGAAGAGAUAAACACUCUGUGUCCAAUAAAUGCUACAGGGAACAAUGUGCUAAAUAAUUUUGUGGUUAUCUGAUACAUUUCAAAUUCCAGACUCUUCAAAUUUAAUGAGAGAUUCAUAAAGACGGAACAACCUUUGAGCCAGGAAGGACAGUACUUCUAAUAGUGGAAUAUCAUAAUAUUUAGUGAGAUAUUCAUGAAGAGGGGUUAUUUUUGGUGCUAUAUAGUUCAUAUUGUGAAGGUACUCACCACAAAAAUUACCAACUCUAAAUACUCAUUCUAUGUCAAUUUAUUUGUUUAGUGUUUAUUUUCAACAGCAGAGAAAAAGUUUCUUGAGGGCAGAAAUCCUUUCCUUCUCUGUCAUUGUUGACUUCGGUGCCAAGCACGCUUGUUUUUUAAAGAAGGAUUAUUAAAUGAAUGAAUGGCUCUUGGGCCUCUGACUGAUUUUCUCUAUACAAGACCAACUAAGAUUUAGAGAUAGAAUCUCUUAUUUGUAGGCUCAAAGCAGUCAUCCGGGAAGGGCUAGAAUUGUUAAGGGAAGACAUAUUGGGAUCUUUGGAAAAGAAACUCAGUAGAUAUUUCUAAAUGUUUAUUAUGGAUAAGCCACCUUUGGAGAUUAAUAGUGAAGAAGUGCUCCAUGUCGUAAUGGACAUAUUCAUAAUUGUCCUCAUGAUUUCAUUACAGGUCUUGUUCUCCUGAGUUCUCAUCUCUGAAACAGGUCUUGUAGAAGAGUAAAUGGGACACAGUAACAAUGUAACAGAAUUUGUCCUCCUGGGACUCACUCAGGAUCCUGAGGGCCAAAAAGUGUUAUUUAUCAUGUUUUUGCUCAUCUACAUUGUCACAAUGGUGGGCAACCUGCUCAUUGUCAUGACCAUUAUUGUCAGCCCCUCCCUGUACUCCCCCAUGUACUUCUUUCUUGCCUAUCUGUCACUCAUGGAUGCUAUUUAUUCCACUGCCAUUUCCCCAAAAAUGAUUCUAGACUUACUCUGUGGUAAAAAGACAAUUUCUUUCCCAGCUUGCAUGGGCCAGCUCUUUAUAGAACACUUAUUUGGUGGUGCUGAGGUCUUUCUUCUGGUGGCAAUGGCCUAUGACCGCUAUGUGGCCAUCUGUAAGCCACUGCAUUACUUGACCAUCAUGAAUCGACAGGUUUGCAUUCUGUUGCUGGUGGUGGCCUGGGUUGGAGGUUUUUUGCACUCUGUGGUUCAACUUCUCUUUGUGUACAGCCUCCCAUUCUGUGGCCCCAAUGUUAUUGAUCACUUCAUCUGUGACAUGUACCCAUUAUUGGAACUUGCUUGCACCGACACCUAUUUUAUAGGCCUCACUGUUGUUGCCAAUGGUGGAGCCAUCUGUGUGGUAAUUUUUAUCCUCCUGCUAAUCUCCUAUGGGGUCAUCCUAGGAUCCCUGAAGACUCACAGUCAGGAAGGGAGGCGCAAAGCCCUGUCUACCUGCAGCUCCCACAUCACAGUGGUUGUCCUCUUCUUUGUUCCCUCUAUUUUCAUGUAUGUUAGACCUGUUUCCAACUUUCCCAUUGACAAAUCUAUGACUGUGCUGUAUACAGUUAUCACUCCCAUGUUGAAUCCUCUGAUAUACACCCUGAGAAAUUCUGAGAUGAAAAAUACUAUGGAAAAAAUCUGGGGUACAAAGUUAACCACAGGUAGAAUAAGAACAUGUGUCCACACUGAAAAUACCUUAGCUAACUCUAAAGCAACACACAGGCAAUAAAUUAUCACAACGAAAGAUUUAGUCAAUUCAAUGGAUUCUCUAGGAAUGCUUCUCUUUAUUGAUGCAAGGGCAUCCAAAAUGUAGAAUAAAUUAUUCUUUGAGGUUAGAAUUAACCUAAUAAAGACAUCCUAGAGGCUGGAUAAAAGGCAUAGGUAUUUUUC
Molecule: messenger RNA, 4672 nt
Organism: Loxodonta africana (African savanna elephant)
Lineage: Eukaryota; Metazoa; Chordata; Mammalia; Proboscidea; Elephantidae
Product: olfactory receptor 4A5-like
Exons: 1
Coding region: 3525-4511 (328 amino acids)
Biological process (GO): G protein-coupled receptor signaling pathway
Cellular component (GO): plasma membrane
Molecular function (GO): olfactory receptor activity; G protein-coupled receptor activity
Source: RefSeq, a predicted model, not a curated record